This is a messenger RNA of Eupeodes corollae, 4995 nucleotides long. It is a transcript of the gene brun, whose product is annotated as protein brunelleschi. The transcript is spliced from 8 exons. Gene Ontology annotation, cellular component: trans-Golgi network. The coding region runs from base 425 to 4399 and encodes 1324 amino acids. Lineage: Eukaryota; Metazoa; Arthropoda; Insecta; Diptera; Syrphidae. The record is from RefSeq and is a predicted model, not a curated record.
CACAGAUUCGUGGAGCAAAAAAAAACCAAAAAAUUUCUACUUCGUGUUUUGUUUCCAAAUCUGCAAAUUUUGUUAAAAAGAACCAUAAUCCCCCUUAAUCAAUUCAACAAAUUUAUAAACAUAAUGUUAAUUUAUUCAUACAAAACAAAUCUAAACUAACAAUUGAUUAAAUAACAAACCACAAACAAGCCUUAAAUGAGAAUCUAAUCGCGAAGCAAAGAAGAAAAAUCAUUAAACAAAAUAUUGCACCUAAAACACACACAUAAUAAAUUCUAUUCUAUUCUAUUCUAUUUAAUUUUUUUUCCAAUUGCAAUUUACAAAUGAGAAUAAUUAUGAAUUUAAUUUGAGGAGUAUUUAAUGAAGAAGACAAGACAAAUACUAAAUGAUAUUUGGACUUGAUGAUAAGUGGGCAUAACUCCUGCCAAUGAAAUCUACGGUCAGUUAUAUGUUAUCGCAUGGAUCUGGAGAGCCCGUAAUGUCUCGUCCGGAUUACGAACAGUCUUGUUAUCAUCACGGCUGUUUGCUGGUGCUACUUCGUGGUAUUGGCGAUGCUAAGCCACGAUCCCUUCAGCGAAUAUUCGAUCGUGUGAGGAAAGUCAAUAAUGUUAAGAUAACAGAUGCUGGUACAAGUCGUGAAAUCUGGCUGCGGUAUAUCCAUGACCAUCCGGUGGAGAAUAACGAAUGGGGGGACUUUCAAACACACCGACGUUUGCUGGGACUCAUUACGAUUGGAAAAUUCGAAAAGCAAUCCGAGCUUAAUGAACUUUGCCUUCAACAUGACUCCCUCAAAGGCACUUACAUGACAACACUUUAUGAUUCACGUGCAAUUCUCUUUGGACCACCAGCCCCAUCAUCAGCCCCUCAAACACCUAAAACUCCAAACGAAAACGAAGAAGAAGAAAAAGAAAAAGAAAAAGAGGAGCCCUCUCAAAGCUCAAAACUCCAAAAUGAAUUUACCACUCCUCCAAAUUUCAAAAGCCGAGCUAUCUUAUAUCGUGAAAAUGAUCCCUGCGCUGAUCUGGAAACACUCAUAACCGAAUUUGCAAAUUCACUCUUUUGGGUAUUGGAUGCUAAGCGAUUGGAUAGAUCUAGAGAAAAAGUUGAAAAAAUUCAACUUCUCUUUGCACCGUUCGAGAAAAGAGAUUUUGUCGGAAUCGAUUUGGAAUCACGCAACGGUCGUAAGCGAUGCGUGGGUCGGGUUACCAAAAAUCUGGCCGACUUAUCUCUCCAAGCAGGCCUUGUAGGCGAUGCGUUAAAUUUAUAUCACAAUGCUUGUGAAACUCUAAGUGCCAUAAAAGAUUCACUGUGGGCUGGUGCUUCGGAAGAGGGUCUAUGUGCUGCAUCGGCCAUCCUCCUGUACCCACAAUUAAGGGAAAUUGAAACGUUGCAUCGAAAUGCAAGCCUCCAAGAAGGCAGUGCUUCGCCAUUGAAAUCGACGCCAGAGAAAUGGCGUGCCAGCGAUCUUACAAAGAAAGUCAUCCUCGAACAUCAGAACUCAAAUGAACAGCCUCAGAUCACAUCGAAUUCAUCGUCUACUUCGUCAGUGUCAUCGCUCUUGACUUCCUCAUCCUCUAAUUCAUCAUCGUUGUCAUCGUCAGCUUCGAUGGCAGGACGCACUGAUUUGCCUGGAUGCAUUUUGAAGCCCGACGAAAUAAGCGUAAAGUAUCGAAAAGCUAUAAUCAAUUAUAGCAAGUACAGGUCUGCGGCUGUUGUGGAAACUGAAGCUUCCUUAAAGGCGGCUCGCAUUUGCAUCGAACAGAAUAAAAACUUGGAUGUGACUUCUUUUUUGCAAAAUAUACUCUCGAUCAAUUUGAACAUGAGCGAUCAGGAUCGUGUGAAAAGAUUCGAGGUCGUGACUAGUUUGUACCAGCAAAUUGGAUAUCGCCGGAAGGCUGCGUUCUUUCAACGAAUGGCAGCUUGGAAGCAUGUUGGAUGUGGACAGCAGAAUCCCGAAUGGGCACAAAAUUAUCGCUUGAUGUUGGAGAGCUUUCCCGGUUACAUGUUGUCACUCGAUCCUUUGGAGGUGAUUGAAAAUAACGCAGGGUGGCCAGCACUUCAGAUAGAGCAGGUGCAGUCUUUGAUAACAGCCGCAGGAAGAUUGGGGCAUUCAGCGUUGGCCACACGACACAUGACAUUCCUCUUGCAGACGCAGUGGGAUAAUAUGACUCCAACUGAACAAAGUAAAAUGGCUCAAGAUCUUCAAAAACUCAGUGCUCAAUGUGAAGGUUCACCGGUGCCAUUGGUGCUAGACAAUGGUACUGUAAUUCCUCCAGCAAAUCUAACCGACAUCCCAUAUUGCUUGGACUUGACACUGAAGGAUCUACCUUCGCACUUGCGGCCACAGCAAAUCAAAGUGAUCAAAGUCGAUAGUGGUCCAUUUUUGUUCACACCCAUUCAUUUUAGUUCAAUAGACCGCAGGGAGAAGAAAAAAGAUAAAAAUAAAAUUUCAUUUUUUUGGGUUCAAAAUGACCUUUCCGAGAUCACAAUCAAAGUGCGCAAUCCGCUGCCCUUCGAACUACAAAUUUGUGAUAUGCGACUUCUGACCAAUGGUAUUGUGUUUGAAUCUCUACCGCAGACAGUUAAACUCCAGCCAUCGGUGCCCACACCAAUAACACUCCACGGCACCCCUAUCGAAGUGGGUCAAUUGGAAAUCCAAGGCUACAGUACUCAUACAUUGGGUGUUAAAUCGAAUUGCCGUCUGAAACACAUGCGCAACCGCAAUUUCCCCCAAAACUAUCUAAUUGAAGUCAUCCCAGCAUUACCCCGAAUAAGCAUCAAGACAUCCCUCCCCCAGACGGCGACAUUUUCCACAUUGGCCAACUCAGAAACCGUCAUAACUUCGGCUAGUCUAACACUCUACAAUGGCGAGAGCGCAGAGUGUACCAUUACAAUUAUCAAUGACAGUCCUAUGCCAGUGGAGCACUUGGAAAUGACCAUCAGUUCGAAUGUCGACCAAGCAUCUCAGUCCAGAAUAUUUCACAUUGACGAAGUCGAGCUGCAAUCUCAGUUGCCCAUUCCACCAAAGAGUACAAUCGAUUUUCCCGUUCGUAUAUUCGGCGAUGCCGACUUCAUAUGCCCAUCGAUAAGUGGGCGUGCUGCCUCGGUGCAUUCUGGAGCUACGACCUAUGUCGGUGGUGGCCAACAUCAUCAUUAUGAUGGGCCGCAAUCGCUUGGUUAUUCGACUGUCUCUUCGGGACAUGCGAGUUUACCAAGUCGCGUCAGUUCGCCAACACCACAACAACAUCAAUACAGUGGAGCGGGUCGGCGCAACGAUACACAAACAUCGAGUUUUCGUUCCUCACAAUCGGGCGGUCAUUCUUCUCUAGCCACAUUAAGCCUUCCCCAACCGUCCAAUAGCAACGUUGGCCAGCAUGUCGAAGCUCAGUUUAAAAUAAAAUAUUCAGGCGGAGAUGCGAUGCGUGAGGGCUAUUGCCGGCAAUGUGCAAUUUCUUUUAUCGUCGAGCUUAUGCCAAGUGCUCAAAUUACCAGUUGGGAUGUACUGCCAGCCGAGAUACCCUCGCAGUUCUAUCUUGUUCUGGACGUAUCGAAUUUAACUGCUCAAGAAAUGUCGCUCAACUAUACCAAUAAUAAAAAUAUUCUUAUAGAGGCCAAGGAAAGCUGCAGGGUACCAAUACCAGUUGAUAGGUGUUCAUUGGAGAGUCUUUGUAAAACCGAAGAAGAGAAACCAGAAUCAGAGGAAUCAGUUCAUAUGAAUAUGAAUGCACAACCCUCGUAUAGUGAUAAAAUUAGUAAAUUGUGUUCGGAUCAUAUUGCGGAACGUGUUAAUAUUAGUUGGCUUUUGACUGGAACUGAAAUUCAAGGAAUAGCAUCUUUAAAAGGAAUAAUACUUACUCCUGCCAUGAUUGAUCUUACAACAGUUGCUCCUUUACAAUGGACUGUUGCAAUUCAAAAUACUCCAGUGGAGCCUCAAUCCGAAGUUGUUUGUACAGCUGGCCAUAGUUUAACCUUAAGUAUAACGGUGUGUAAUCAAUCAGUUACACCACUUAAACAUUUAGCUUUGACAAUACAAUUCUAUCAAGACUAUAAAAAUGGAAUUGAAAACUAUAAUCUAGAUGUUAUUAUGUCUGGACCUCAUCAAAAAUCAAUUCCAUUAUUAGAAAAAAAUGAAGAAGCCCAUCAUGAGUGUACGGUGAUGUUUUUUACUCCUGGUAUUUAUAAAACCAAUAUCCAGUGUCGAUCCCUUCCCCCACAAGAUAGACCAACUGUUUCGGCUUCAACGGCAGCAACGGCGACUUCGAGGGCAUUCGAUGUUGCUCCGACCGCGACGCCGGGUCAAUUAGAGCAAUCAGCAUACCAAAAUUUCGCCAGUUACCAUGAAAGCCAACAACAUGCAUGGAAAUUCAUUCCACCCAUCGAGGUGACAGUUCUUGAGCAAUAAAUUUGUGAUCAUAUUAUCUUUUUUUUUUCCUCUGUUAUUCAUUCUUUGAACUCUUCUUGUUCUUUGUUUCUAUCUAAAAUUUGUCUUAAUAAUAAUUUACUCAGAUUUGUAAAUAAAUCAGAAUAUUUUUUUUGUUGUUUAUAAAUGUUUUAGUUAAGUUGUGAUUAUAUAAAUAUUAAAGUAAAAAGUUAUUUGUUUUUCCCCAAAACCAAAUCCAAUACACUGAGCUUAUUAUAUGUACUCUUUAAAACGAAAACAAUAAAAAGAUUUGAUUCCUGAAUCUUUUUUAAAAAUAAUAAUUAUUAAAGAAUAAAACUAUAUUAUUAUUGUUGCUAUUUUUAUGAAUUUUGUUAAUAAAAUAAAAAUACUCUACGGUUAAGAACCCAUAUUUCUUUUUUGUAUUAUUUUGUAUCCUUUACAUAAUUUUAUUAAGUUAGAAACAAAAAUAAACAAACACAGGAAAUUAUAAAACGCAAUUAGCUAAAUAUAUAUUUUUAUAUUGCGAUAAACUAAAUAAACAAAAAAAAAAAUGAAAAAUAUAUAAAUAUAUAAAAUGAUAUUCAUUAAAAUGCUUAAAAAAAAACAAAUAAUAAUAA